Entamoeba nuttalli P19 is the source of this 1632-nucleotide messenger RNA. RefSeq lists its product as hypothetical. Gene Ontology annotation, molecular function: protein binding. The transcript has a single exon. NCBI's taxonomy places the organism in Eukaryota, Evosea, Mastigamoebida, Endamoebidae. The record is from RefSeq and is a predicted model, not a curated record. The annotation marks the transcript as partial.
AUAAUUGAAGGAAAAGAUGGGAAACGGCUAGUAGUUCCAGUGACGUAUUUUAUUAAUCCAAAACCAUCAGUUGAUCAAAGUGGACAAAAGAUAGAGAAAAUGAUAGAUGAGAAAAAGUAUUGUGUCUCAGCUAUUUGUAUUAUUGAGCCAUCUACAGGAAAGAUUAUUUCAUUAACAACUAUUGACUUAACAGUGAUGAAUUCACGAGAAAGUGCAGCACUAAUCAGUGGGAUUGAAAGUAUAGGGAAAUAUGGAAUACCAGAUACAAUAAUUGUUGGAAAUACAGCAGGAAGGAUUCAUCAAGUUUCAUUAGAGGAUGGGAAAGUAAAAGAUCCACAAGGAUGGCCACUUCAAGUUGGACCAAUCAUGGGGAGAAUUGUAGUUGAAGAUGUAACACGAGAUGGAGAACUAAACAUUGUGACAGGAGAUAUUAAUGGGAAUGUAGUUUGUUUUGAUAUGACAGGAAGAGUUAGAUGGGAAAUGAAUGGAGGAGGAGGAAUUAACCAUGGGAUAGAAGUACUUCGAUUAGUUUUAGGAAGAAAAAUAACAAUGCUAAUGUUUGGAACGAAUAAUGGAAAGAUACAUUGUUUAGAUGGAAGUACAGGAAAGAACAUAGAUAUAUUCCCUAUUACACUUGGUAAUAGUAGUAUUGUUGGACCACUAGGAGUAUUUAGAGAUGGAGAAAGUAUUAGUGUUAGUGUCUCGACAGGAAAUGGGAAAUUUACAAUUAUGGAAAUGAGAAUCAUAAGUGAAAAAAUAAGAAGAGACAUGAGACUAAUGGAGGGAUUGAAGAUAGGAGCAAAGAUAGGAGGAUAUGAUAGUAAAAUAAUAAAAGCUCAAGAGAAGUCUGAAAUCCUAUUAUUUACAGGAAGUCAUUCAAUAGAUAUAGAUGAUAUUGUCUAUAGUAAACCAAUAAGAAUCAUAAGAAAUAAUGGGAAUAAUAUUAAUCAAGAAUUAUUUAAAACGUCAAAAAUAUAUAAAAAAAUUGGAUGGGAUAAAAUGAAAUGGGAAAAACGAGUAGAAGAAGUAAAAAGACAACAAGAAAAACAAAAGAAAUAUGAGAUGAUAGUAGCAAAUGAAUUACAAGAAGAAAAUAGUAAAUCAUAUAUAAUUGGAACUAAGAAUGGAAUGGUACUAUGUGUAGAUAUGAAUAGAAAAAGAAUGGAAAUUGAAGAAACAAGUAAUAUAAGAGGAAUAUAUAUUAAAAAUAUAGAUAUAAGAGAAAAAGAAGCAGUUGUAAUAGUUGAAUAUGAAGAAGUAGGAGAUAAAGCAUAUAGAAUUUUAAUAGAAAGUAGUGAUGGACAAAAGAAAGAAUAUAUGAAAGAAAAAUUAGAAGAACAUACGUUAAUGAAUAUUGAAGGAACUGUAGGAAUAACUACAUAUUCAUUUGUUGUUGAUAUUCCAUCAAAACCACAAACAAUAACAAUGAAAAUUAUUGGAUAUAAUUCAAAAGGAAUUAAAACAGAAAGUACAAUAGAAUAUUCAGUACAUACAAAGUUUUAUGAACAUAUUCCAGAAAUGAUUAUUAUACCAUUCUUUAUAUUGUGUUUAAGUGUGAUUUAUUUAUUAAAAGAAUAUUGGAAAAUACAAGAAGUGAAUGAAGAGCAAAAUACACAUAGUAUAACACAAUAA